UAUGGCGGAUGGAAGCGGAACGUUACGAGCUUCUCCGAAUGGCAUUUUGCCAAUUGAUUGAGAAACAGCAGAACUCGUGAAUGUGAUCGAGUUUUGGGCGUACAUGGACGUUCGGACAACAUGGAUUAAAAGAUAUCACGCGAAAUACUCGGACCUCCUGUUAAUCGUUUCGAAAAUGUCACGAAGUUGGUGUUGUUGAAGAAUGUUUAUCUCUUGAGGAAAGGGUAAUCGUGGUAGUUGAACUAUCCGGCGCAGUAUGAAAUAAACUGUCACGAAACCCGUGUUUUGUCAAAUGCAACGGUACUGUCAUGGACACAGAUGUAGAGCUUGGCAAAGGUGAAGGGUGUGAAACGAGUCCAGGUUGCUCUGGCUAUUCUAGUAUGGUGCACAGUAAAAAGGUUAUCAAACAUGCACUACGACAGCAGGCCAAGAGACGCAGAAAAAACACUACCAUAGCAGCUGGUAAUUCUCGUACUCUUCCAAGGAUCGUCGUAAAACCGUUGCCACCGCCGCCACCGAAUGAUCCACCGUCUCCAGUGAACAAUGUGCAGCAUAUUAACACUACAACUGAAGAGCCUGCUGCCACAAUGAGAGAGGUCUUGGCUAGUUUGCCAGGAUUUAGUUUGAAGUCUGGGCGUCGACGAUCGACAAAGAGACUAUCGGCAACUGCACAGCUGGAGGCCGGUCUCGUGGAUCUCGAGUCUCCAGCGAGUAUUCUAGCCAGCACAAGUUUACGUGCACUUUUAAAUAGGCAUACCUUCCAGGGUUUGCCACCUUUGUAUCAAAGGAAACUUGCACAGCUUUUGCCUGCUGUAGAUAGACAGGAUGCUGCUACAUCCGGAUUAAACAAUGAAUUCUUUGCACGAGCUUGUCUAGAAUGGCGUAAACGCUUGGCAGAAGGAGAAUUUACUCCCGAAAAUCAACAACGAUUGAAGAUGGAAGCGGAGAGAGAUAAGAAUAAGUUAGAUCCAUGGAAAGUGAAACACUUCGAACCAAUAUGGGGUGAAAAACGUGAACCCAAACUUAGGUCGGGUCUCCACUGUAUUGCGGAAUCGAGAUCUGGUGGAGCUGUAACGCGUUCUAGUUUAAGGCUUCGUUUGGAAUCUAGUGUAGAUACGCCUGCAUCAGAUGCUCCUUGCCCUGUUAUUAUGUCUGAAGACAAAGUAGAGGAAGAUAAUUGUAAAGUGGAAACUACUAUAAAUAAUACAGAUGAGUUGACAGAGACACCGGGCAUACAAGAAUUAUUAACAGAAGAAUAUAACGAAACAACGCAUACAUUAUUAGACGAGAAACAUUUAGAAUCUGUAAACAUAAGUUCUGUAGAAACAAUAGCAGACACUGAGAUGCUUCAGGAUAAACCAGAGGAAGGAGAGAAAGUCCCUGUUCUCCCAGAAAAGCAAGAAAUUGUCGAGGAAGACGAAGUAGUUGUACAAGUUUGUCAGGAGAACAUUUCAAAUACAUACGAUGAAGACAUUCAUUUACCCGAAAGUAAAAAGGAGCUCGAACCAAUGGAAGAUCAUAUUCUUGAGGUUUCGGAAGACACAAUUCUCUUGCCAGAAGAAAGCGCAUCACCAAAAUCUAGCGAACAAAUAGAACAAGUACCUCACGCACCUAGCGAAGCAAUACCUCAACUAUCAACAGAAUGCACGCCUCAGACAGUAGAUCAAAUAUCUCAAAUAUCGCAGGAACAGGUGACCCAAAUGUCCGAAGAACAAAUUUAUCCAAUGUCUGAUUGCGAAACAACGACCAUGCUCGAAACAUCGCCGACGCAUGAACAAGUUAGAUCGACAGAGAUCGUUAUGGAAGAUUCUACAUUGAUUAACAACAAUCAGAGCGAAACGACUCAGGUUUCCCAUGAAAACCCAACAGAUGGUGAAUCACAAAUUCCAGAGGGAAUGGAGAUUGAUAGUGAAACAUUGCAACGUAUUCACGAAUUGGAGGUAAGAGGGGAAAUGCGCGAAGCGUAUGAAGAGAUUUCAGGAUGCCCCGAAGAAAUAAUGUACCCUAUUCUUGAUGGAAUGGAAAUGGGAACGAACAGUACAGAGGAAACAGAAACGCAAGUCGUCUCAGGUCAAGCAGAGACCGCUAGAGAUCAGCAAGAUGUGAAUGGCGGAAACGAAGAGGAAGCUCUUAGAGAGGCCAACAAUUACGUUUGUUCUGAAAUGUUAGAAUGUAGUUGGUCAGUAGACCCGACUGUUAAUAACAUUAAUAACACGACCAGGACGCAGGAGGAGCUACAAGUUCCAUGGCCAUUGGUUGCCGCAGCUUUGGAUGGAUCAGUGGCCGCAAACAUUACCGUGACCACUCAAGACGAAUGUAGCGACACGCCAACUACCACUGACGCAACAACAACACAAUCUCAACAGUUCAUCAAUGCCGAUUCCAAUGUGGAAUCGGUUAACUGCAUCCAGUUACCAGUGGUUCAAGGGACACCCUUUCAAUCCGAGAAUCUUGCGAUCGGCACACCCAGCACGAGUUGUAUAAUGAAGAACUUUCAGUCACAGAGUUCGCCGAUCAUAGCCUUCCCACAGCUGCAGUCCAUCAGAUUUGUACAAACUAGUUUCCAUUCUGAUCAAACCGCCGCUGCCGCUUUGAACAGCACGUCCCCAAUCGCCGGUCAACUUCAAACUCAACAGACCACCAACUCGCAAGUGAACAUAAUGAGAACGCAAGAAGAGGUGGUUCAAUUGAACACACAAAAUAAUACCGCAAGAAGUGUCAGAACCAACGUCACGCAAAAUCCAAUUCCGAAUGUCGUACCGGCGGCUGCAAUCGGCGUGCAACAGAAUCGGACGCAGAAUACCAUCGUUAUACAGCAACAAGCAUCGGCACCUGCACAACCUAGGCAGGUUGUAGCGACUAUACAACAGCAACAGUAUCCUGGAGCAACGGUGGCGGUGACCUCGAGGACGUCACGGUCAAAUAAUCAAGGCAGCCAAAGGGGUUCUAGGAAUAGUAAUAAAGAGCAGGGGGGAGGCAGAUCUCGUAGCACCACGAAAGAACCACCCGGUGCUGUCAAUUUGGAACGCAGCUACCAAAUAUGCCAAGCGGUCAUACAAAGUUCACCGAAUAGAGAUCAGCUGAAAGCUCAUCUAAAACCUCCACCGAGCUUGCUUGCUAGAGGCGACGGUGCAUUCACCACUAGUAAGUCCGGUGGUCGUACGAUCACGACCGUCAAGACUCAAAAACCGUCUCAAACAAUACAACACAAUAAACAAGCUCAAAAUAAAACGCAAGCUGUUAUGCUGAGACACGUUUUUGCCACCGCGCGACAAGCAACAUCAGCAGAGGUUCCAGAAAGCAAUACCGUAGCACAGUUAGGAUCCACGGCGACAGGUGGACUAGGGCAAUACAUACUUGUACAAAGGACAGGCGUCGGAGACAGUGCACCGAGGGCAUCUUCUGCGCCACCAUUGCCUCCACAAAUAGCUGGGAUGGGUGUUGGGGUGCAUUUGGUACGUGGUAGACCAGCCAGCGCUGGAGAAGGUUCCCAUCAAGCUGUGACCUUGAAAGCAAGGGGUGCCGAUGGCAGAGGAGGUGGUGGCGCUGAACCUGCGGCACCCGGUAUGAUAAUGGGUGGCGAUCCUCCUCCUCCCUGCGAGUGUAACAUGAGGGGUGCAAUGGUAAUAUGCCGGCAGUGUGGCGCCUUUUGUCACGAUGACUGCAUCGGGCCUCAACGUAUUUGCGCUACCUGUCUGAUACGUUAAUCAUUGUUUACCAAUCAUUGUUUAUGUAUAAAUUUAGAGCUGUACGACCAGAGUGCUGAGUAUCAAAUUACGGGAAUAGAGAUAGAGAUAAGAGACGUCGAUGUCUCUUCGGAUCUUUGUAUUAAUAAAGGGGAGGGAUUUGACGAAAAAAAGACAUAUUGCAUGAAGUUUCUACUGACAACCGAAUUUGUUGUCCAGCACUUUAGCGUGAACGGUGAUUCGAAUAGUGGAGGGAGUCCAGCGGAUACAGUUGGAAGUAAUGAUUUUUAAAUCCUGUGAUUGUUUUUCAGUAUUAAUCGUAUAUUUACAUUUUUAUUGUGCACCUUUAUUCUAUCCCUUUGUUCGUUUUAUAUCGAACGGAAUGUCUUUUUUAAGAUUUUUGACAGAGUGUAUUUUAAAUAAAUGAAUUUUUUUGAUCACUUUUAAUUACUAAUCAUGUUACGGAAUGCAAGGUAGCUGCACCUUCGAUUAUCUUCACUAACAAUCAAAAUAUUACAACUGUAUCCUCGUAAACCCCUCACUUUUAAUAAAGAUAAAAGUAAAACUCUUACAGUCAGAUUCUAAUACCGUCUUCCAGUAAGCAUCACAUUCUUUAUAAUACGUCUUUAAUAUUUAUUUAUUAACAGAAGUUAAGUUUAUCUUUAUUACAUAGAAGAUAUUCCUGUACACGCUGAUCUCAGUCUAAGGAAAUUUGAAGGACUAUUCUUACAUGCUCUCUGGUAUACGUUUCCUUCGAUUCUAGAUCAUCAACCAAGUUACUAUGGAGCAUCCUGUACAGGAAUGUUGGUUUUGGAAUAAAACAUUGAUUACCUAUCAUUAAUCUAUUGCCAACAAUGACAAAAUCUGACUAGAUACUAAAGCGUAGUGUUUACGUAAUUUAGCUUUACCUCUCACUUCGUUGUAAACAAUUCUCUAGAAUAGCAUCGGAUACGUUACUUGCUUCGCGUUAGCGUUUAAAGUCACAAGUGAAACAUAAAACACCUAACACAGAAAAAGUGCAACAGUCACGGUUCCACAAAUGACAUUUCAUUCUGUAUAUAUAUAAUUCGCAUUUCGAACAUUCAUUUCUCAAGCAUGAUUCCAGAUUGUCGUGAGUUGUUAUCGAUGCUCUCAUGCGGAUCGAAAUUCGUUGUAAUUAUUUUCUAAUACCAUACUCAUUGUAUUCCGAAUACUUGAUCACAAUCGUUGCAUCUGGCCAUAAUCGCACUACUGUAGUCUCUCGUUAUAUGCAUGCAUUAAUGUAUACUUUACCUCAUUCACUCGUUUUUUAUCGAAUAUAUUCACAAAGCACAUUGCAUGGUAUAUUUAAUAAUUUAUUUAUAUUGAAUUUUGAAAUUUCUGCCUAAUCUCAGCUAUAUUAUCAGUGAACAAAUUUUGCCACUGAUCAAGAAUUACAAGAUUUUUCUUUGCCAUGUGCUUGGAGUGAAGUGGGCAACUCGAAUGUUCAUAACGAGAGACUACUGUAACUUAAUCCACUGUUUUUUAUUACAUAAAAGAUACUACAUGUGUUGAAUACAUACAUUGAGAGAAAACGUAUUUAUACACAACUGUCUGCUGUUUUCAGCUGACAGUACAAAAGUCAAUAGUGUACGAAUACAUUUUCCGUUCAAUGCAGUAUUUAUGUGUAUCAAUGGACUUUCAUAUUGAUAUGUUUCCAUCGAAGUCAUUGAUGCUGAUAAGUAGUAUUAUUGAGAUUCGAUAGACAGAAAACAAACCUAUUGUGUAUUUGUCGCUCAAAUGUAAAUAAAAUCAUAUUCGUUUAAUGUGUAAAUUCGUUUAAUAUGCGCAAUGUACGUGACGAUUAAGGUGCGAGUUUGGCUAUCGUGAGCGUUGUAGAGAAAGUAACACUUAAAACAGGUUGAAAGCACCUGAUUAUUUAACACGAUGAAGGCAGGAGUUGUAUAUCAGUUCGCUGACACCUCGUUUUUACACAACGUUGACGUGUGCUGAAUUCGUACUUUAAAAAAACAAUAACAUAUUACCCGUCAGAAACAGCAAUAGCCACACGUGUAUGUACAAAGAUAUUCUAUAUUUAAAAGCUGCUGAAAUUAAAAAGUAGUAUUAAGUCAGAUGUGAGUAUUCCUUUACAAACCAUCAAAUUGUUUCAACCGCCUCAUAAAACUCAUAAGUAGACUGUGGAUGAUCCCAUAAUAUUUUGAAUAUUCACUUUUACGAGAUUAUUUCAUCUGUAUAGUAUUUUAGCAAAUUAAUGUACUGUUAAUGUGCAGAUAUCCGCGGCUACUUAUUAGUAAUAUAGUUUUAUAAGCUUUGUUAGAUUUGCUUUGCAAUACAUACUUUGAUGAUGAAGGUAAUAUUCAUUCUUGGUACAGUGGAUUGUAACAAAGUUAAGUAAUUAAACUUGUUUCGAAAAAAUAAAUAAAACAUUACCAAACUUCAAGGAAUUACUUCUUUUGUAAUCCACUGUAUACUUAUGAAUAUUCACAGGCUUUAAAUUGUAUCACCGUAUGUGGAAUAUUUUGUGCAUAUAGUCAAAUGAUCCUGCUUUCGAUCGACGAUUAUAUUUGAUGUUAUUUCUCCUGUACUUUUUUUGUAUAUUUUCCAUGAAACGUCUUAACAUCUCUCAUUAAUGCAACUACACAUUUUCUCAUACGCAUCAAAAUAGAAUCUACGGCUGUGAUAAUGUUUCUCACUGAAAUUUUUGCUACGCAAUACUGUACUUGUUUUCUCGACGUGAGUUUCAUUCUUUCAAUAAAUUUAUUGAAAAUUUGAUGACGUAUCAGUAUUACAUGUAAAUAUUGCUCUAUACAUGCGAGAGAUCGUGAGUGUUAUAUUAGUUAAUAAAUGGGCAAGCCUUGCAUUAAA
Messenger RNA from Megalopta genalis, 6530 nucleotides. RefSeq names its product transcriptional regulator additional sex combs (gene Asx). Gene Ontology annotation, biological process: positive regulation of transcription by RNA polymerase II; animal organ morphogenesis. Gene Ontology annotation, molecular function: chromatin binding; DNA binding. Gene Ontology annotation, cellular component: PR-DUB complex. Lineage: Eukaryota; Metazoa; Arthropoda; Insecta; Hymenoptera; Halictidae. The record is from RefSeq and is a predicted model, not a curated record.